This is a messenger RNA of Pogona vitticeps (central bearded dragon), 1165 nucleotides long. It is a transcript of the gene FHL3, whose product is annotated as four and a half LIM domains 3. NCBI's taxonomy places the organism in Eukaryota, Metazoa, Chordata, Lepidosauria, Squamata, Agamidae. Gene Ontology annotation, cellular component: Z disc; stress fiber; nucleus. The record is from RefSeq and is a predicted model, not a curated record. Gene Ontology annotation, molecular function: actin binding; transcription coregulator activity. Gene Ontology annotation, biological process: actin cytoskeleton organization.
GGGAGAGGAAGGAGGAAGGCGCUACCCCUGCUGCACGUGACCGGCACUUCCGGCCCCGCCCCCUCGCGCCCCCUACACUUCCGGCGGGCGGUUGGAGGAGAUGCGCAGGCGCAGUGCGGUCCCCGAGCCGCCGCCGCCUUCCUCCUCCUCCUCCUCUCUCCCGGAAGCGCCGGCGAGCCCGGUCCCGCGUGGGCGUCUCUCUCGCUGCCCCUUCCUGCCAGCCCUGGGCUCCCGGUCCCCCUGCAAGGAGAUCCAGGCCGGCAGCAAGAUGACCACCGAGGGGUUUGACUGCUCCAGCUGCAAGGAGUCCCUUUACGGCCGCAAAUACAUCCAGGCUGGCGAGGGGCCCUUCUGUAUCCCUUGCUAUGACGCCCACUUUGCCAACACCUGCGACGAGUGCAAGGAACUCAUCGGGCAUGAUUGCCGGGAGCUUUACUACGAGGACCGGCACUACCACGAGGGCUGUUUCCGCUGCUUCCGGUGCGACUGCUCCCUGGCCGACGAGCCCUUCACCUGCCAGGGGGAGGAGCUGCUCUGCAACGGGUGCUACUGCCGGGAGUUCUCCUCCCAGUGCAUCGCCUGCCAGCAGGUGGUCAUGCCAGGCUCCCGGAAGUUGGAGUACAAUGGGCAGACCUGGCAUGAGCACUGCUUCCUCUGCAGCAGCUGCCAGGAGCCCAUCGGCUCCCGCUCCUUCAUCCCCGACCAGAAGGACUAUUACUGCGUCCCUUGCUAUGAGAGCAAGUUUGCCCCCCGCUGCACCCACUGCAAGAAGUCGCUGACCAAGGGGGGUGUGACGUACCGGGACGAGCCCUGGCACCGGGAGUGCUUCGUUUGCACCGGCUGCCGGACGCCCCUGGCGGGGCAGCAGUUCACCUCUCAGGAGGAGCAGCCCUUCUGCCUCCAGUGCUUCGGGAACCUCUACGCCAAGAAGUGCCAAGCCUGUGCCAAGCCCAUCACAGGCUUCGGCGGGGGCAAAUACGUCUCCUUCGAGGAUCGCCACUGGCACCACCACUGCUUCAGCUGCUCCCGCUGUGCUGCCUCGCUGGUGGGCAAGGGCUUCAUCCCUGAGAAGGAUGAGAUCCUGUGUCGUGACUGCGCUGGCAGCAGUCUCUGAGAGGGGACGCCCCCCCCUCGUGCCUCUUUUUGCCCUGUGCGCCCAGGUGAC